GAUAGCCAUCACAAAAUGAAGCUUCAGGUAACCGCGGUCGCCUCCCUCCUGGUGGCCCUGGCCGCGACGGCCGGAGCUGUAACCUUCGACGCGUCGAACACUGCCUCGGGCACCGCGGGCGGCCAGCGGUUCAACCGGGACGUCGGCCUCGCGUACUCGAAGAAGGUCCUCUCCGACGCCUCCACCUUCAUCUGGAACACCUUCAACCAGCGCGCCGCCUCUGCCCGCAAGCCAGUAAACGCCGUCACCCUCGUCGUGGAGGACAUCGGCGGCGUCGCCUUCACCAGCGCCAACGGCAUCCACCUCAGCGCCCAGUACGUGGGCGGCUACUCCGGCGACGUCAAGAAGGAGGUGACCGGGGUGCUGUACCACGAGGCGGCGCACGUGUGGCAGUGGAACGGCCAGGGCAACGCCAACGGCGGGCUCAUCGAGGGGAUCGCCGACUACGUGCGGCUCAAGGCCGGGUUCGCGCCGGGGCACUGGGUGAAGCCCGGGCAGGGAGACCGGUGGGAUCAGGGCUACGACGUCACCGCCAGGUUCCUCGACUACUGCAACUCGCUCAAGCCAGGGUUCGUCGCGCAGCUCAACGCCAAGAUGAAGGGUGGCUACUCCGAUGACUUCUUCGCGCAGAUUCUCGGCAAGAACGUGCAGCAGCUGUGGAAGGAUUACAAGGCCAAGUUCGGAGGCUGAAUGGUUCAGUGAUGGGCUGUAGUUAGUCAUUGCUCCUUCAAGUGUGAUGGCAUACAGUAUAUUCUAAAUAAGUCAUGCAUGUGAUCGGAAAAGCAAGUACUAAAAUAUGAAUAAACGAAUUUGCUAAUUCUAAA
Messenger RNA from Lolium rigidum, 824 nucleotides. RefSeq lists its product as uncharacterized. Lineage: Eukaryota; Viridiplantae; Streptophyta; Magnoliopsida; Poales; Poaceae. The transcript has a single exon. The record is from RefSeq and is a predicted model, not a curated record. The coding region runs from base 16 to 690 and encodes 224 amino acids.